AAUGGUUAUUUCUUCUUCUUUUGAUGCCAAAUUAGGUCACACUACGCGCUCUCCAGUAAAUUUUUGCCAAUAUCAAACAAUGCUCUUAUUUUAAUACGCCAAUAUGUCUGUGGCUAAAUACCUCAACCGCUCCGUUGGAAAAGCUGGCAAGGAUGUGGCCGCCAGGAUCUGCACCCUAAAACCCACUGAACCGGAGCAUCAUGCGAUACAUUUGACCGCUGGUGAGAAUUUCGUGGGACGCAGCCGGGAGACCGGAAUCAGAGAUUCCAAGUGCUCGAAGCGGCAGAUCCAACUGCAAGUGGACCUAAAGAAGGCUGUAGUUUCUCUAAAAGUCCUGGGAGUCAAUCCAUGCGGCGUCAAUGGUUUGAUGGUUAUGCAGAACUCGGAAUGUGAGCUAAAGCACGGAGAUUUGGUGGAGAUUGUCUACGGCAGGCAUCCCUUCGAGGUAGUUUUUAACCCUCCACCGACGGAUGACAAGCAGAAAGCUGAGCCCUCGCGCACAACAUUAUCAGCUCCCGCGGAAUCCGAGAGGUGGGACUCUGUUGGCAAUGGUAAGCUGGUAAUCUUCACCAGCGCCGGCGUAAAAGCAUCUGAAAAGAUAGCUGGCUACGACAUGGAUGGCACCAUAAUAAAAACCAAAUCGGGACUGGUUUUCCCCAAAAACACCGAUGACUGGCAGAUCAUAUUUCCCGAAGUCCCGGAGAAGCUUAAAAAUGUCCACAAGGAAGGGUUUAAAAUCUGCUUCUUCACCAACCAAGGUGGCAUAGCUCGCGGAAAAAUUAACCUAGAUGACUUUAAAGUCAAGAUCAAGCAAAUUGUGGCUAAACUGGAAGUUCCAAUUCAAGUAUUUAUAGCCAUAGGUGAUGGAUUUUACCGCAAACCUUUGACAGGAAUGUGGCAGCACUUAAAGAGCGAAAUGAAUGAUGGUGUUGAGAUCCAGGAAGAUCGCUGCUUCUUCGUGGGCGACGCAGCUGGAAGACCGGAGACGGGCAAGGGUGCCACCAAGCAGCGCAAAGAUCACUCUUUAGCGGAUAGACUUUUUGCAGCCAACGUAGGACUUUCGUUCUACACUCCAGAGGUUCAUUUUCUGGGCAAACGAGUGGAGCAGUGGAAUAAGCCUGACUUUGAUCCCACUAUCGUUCAGGACCAAGUGACCCUGUUUGAUCCAGACGACUUGACCUUCGAUGACCUCCCCUGUGAAAUGGUCAUCAUGGUGGGUCUGCCAGGAUCCGGAAAGAGCCACUUUUGUGUCGGCUUUUUUCAAUCGCGGGGCUACAAGAUAGCCAAUGCGGACACAUUGGGUAGCACUCAAAACUGCCUGACUGCCUGUAAACGGUUCCUGGACUCUGGGCAAUCCUGUGUAGUGGAUAACACUAAUGUGGAUGCAGCUUCUCGCAAAAAGUUCUUGCAGUUGGCCAGCGACAAAAGAAUUCCUUGCCGCUGUCUCGUGAUGAAUGUGCCUGUCGCUCAAGUAAAGCACAAUAUAGCUUUCCGAGAGCUGUCAGACACUGCACACUCCAAGAUCAAGGACAUGGUCUUUAACAUGAUGAAGAAAAAGUACCAGGAGCCAGCCCUAGACGAGGGAUUUAUAUCCAUACACAAGGUAAAUUUUAAGCCCAGUUUUGCUGACGAAAAGCAGGAGAAGCUAUACAAAAUGUACUUAGUCGAAAAAUAAGAAAGUAAUAAGUUGUAUUUAAUCCAAAGUGAAUAUACGCUUAGCUAUAUCGGCGAUCAACCAGUCCAUGGAGCUUAGCAGCUUCUCGCCGGUCACUGCACUAACUCCGGCCACCAGCCAAUGAUGUGUGGUGAUAUCCUCUAGGUGUAGGAUCUUUACGGAUAAAAGAUAUUAAAUGUGUUGUUUCAAUUGAUAAGUAA
Messenger RNA from Drosophila santomea, 1875 nucleotides. RefSeq lists its product as uncharacterized. The record is from RefSeq and is a predicted model, not a curated record. The transcript has a single exon. Gene Ontology annotation, molecular function: polynucleotide 3'-phosphatase activity; protein binding; ATP-dependent polydeoxyribonucleotide 5'-hydroxyl-kinase activity. Gene Ontology annotation, biological process: DNA repair. Lineage: Eukaryota; Metazoa; Arthropoda; Insecta; Diptera; Drosophilidae. The coding region runs from base 104 to 1675 and encodes 523 amino acids.